Synchiropus splendidus (mandarinfish) is the source of this 2454-nucleotide messenger RNA. Its product is annotated as sphingomyelin synthase-related protein 1-like. Lineage: Eukaryota; Metazoa; Chordata; Actinopteri; Syngnathiformes; Callionymidae. The transcript has 6 exons. Gene Ontology annotation, cellular component: endoplasmic reticulum membrane; Golgi membrane. Gene Ontology annotation, biological process: ceramide biosynthetic process. The record is from RefSeq and is a predicted model, not a curated record. Gene Ontology annotation, molecular function: ceramide cholinephosphotransferase activity; protein binding; sphingomyelin synthase activity. Bases 288 to 1553 code for a protein of 421 amino acids.
ACGUGCGCAGCUUGUCCUGACAUUACCGCCCUGUGUUGUCAACAACAUUGCUAGCCACAGCGAAGCGAACGUCAAAUUAUGUCAAACGAGCCAGCGUUAUUGCCUCAAAAUGAGAUACACGCCUUUCGCAUUUUAGUGAGAUGCCAUUUAGCCAGCUAGCUGAAGGAAAACGCCUCUUCUGUGUCACCGGUUUCCCAUCGGCGUGGGUGAGUGGCUUGGAAACGGCAGAAAAGUGAACGUUGGAAUCAUCUUAGCAUGCUAGCAGAAGGUUCCAUCGUAAUGGUGACAUGUCAACCACAGUUCUAAGCCGUCAGAGUGAAGAGGAAAUGACCCACCUCGCUGUCCGUCACUGGACGCCCAAACACGUGGCUAAGUGGCUAAAAGAUGAGGGGUUUUGUGACUAUGUGGACUUGCUCUGCUACAAACAUCGGCUGGAUGGCACCAGUCUGCUCGCCCUCAGCGAGUAUGACCUCCGUUCACCUCCUCUGGAGCUCAAGGUGUUGGGGGACAUCAAACGGCUGAUGGUCUCAAUUCGUAAGCUUCAAAAACAGAAUGUUGAUGUCUUGGAAGAGCUGGGGCUCCCUUUUGAUGGUCACUCUCCGACUGGUGCUGGCGGCACGCUUGACUGGCUGUGCAAAGGAGAGCCUGAGAGAGACUUUGACAGCAGCGACACGGCGCCAGUGGGAGAGGAGUAUCAUCAGUACACUAAUGGGAAAUACAAGCAGCAGACGAGGCGCCUGGACCCAGAGUACUGGAAAACUGUUCUCAGCUCCAUCUAUGUAGUGUUUGUCUUUGGCUUCACGUCAUUUGUCAUGGUUAUAGUACAUGAGAGGGUGCCGGACAUGCGGACUUACCCUCCUCUGCCUGAUAUUUUCCUUGACAGUGUUCCCAGGAUUCCAUGGGCCUUUGCGAUGGCAGAAGCAUGCGGCGUGAUCCUCUGUAAUAUCUGGCUAUUGGUUCUGCUACUACAUAAACACAGGUCCAUCCUGUUGCGGCGACUGUGCAGCCUCAUGGGGACAGUGUUCAUGCUGCGCUGCGUAACCAUGUUUGUCACCUCUUUAUCUGUCCCUGGGCAGCACCUGCAGUGCUCUGGCAAGAUCUAUGGGGACAUGUGGGCCAAAUUACAUCGAGCUGUGGCCAUCUGGAGCGGCUUUGGGAUGUCGCUGACAGGAGUGCACACCUGUGGUGACUACAUGUUCAGCGGUCACACCGUUGUCCUCACCAUGCUCAACUUCUUUGUCACUGAGUACACUCCAAGAAGUUGGAACUUCAUCCACACCAUGUCUUGGGUCCUCAACCUCUUUGGCAUCUUCUUUAUUCUGGCUGCACACGAACACUACUCGAUCGACGUGUUCAUCGCCUUCUACAUCACGACCAGACUCUUCCUCUACUACCACACCCUGGCCAACACCCGGGCCUACCAGCAGAGCCGCCGGGCUCGCAUCUGGUUCCCCAUGUUCUCCUUCUUCGAGUGUAAUGUCAAGGGGCCUGUCCCCAACGAGUACUGCUGGCCCUUCUCCAAGCCGGCUGUAAUGAGGCGUCUUAUUGGAUGACGGACAGCAGUAAUACUGCCUGGCAUUUUUAGCUUCUCCUGUUUCCAACUGAAUUGUCAAGUUGCCAACUAAGUUUGAGGUGUGUGAGUCUGAUUCUUACUGUCAUCCUUCCUCAUUACAUUUGUAAAGGUUUCCUCUUAAAGUGGCAUUACUGAGGACCACUUGUAAAGCAAUACCUACUACAUAAACCCAGUGACAACGUGUCAGUAAAUAGAAUGCUGAGAUGGAUUACUGUAUGGCCUCAACGCAGAAGAUGAAGACCGAGUCCAGACAGAAUAUAGAACGUGCUGAGGUGGUCCAGUUUAACUACCAAACUCUUUUCUGAGAUAUUGGAGACACAGCCUGCCCUUUUCCUGCUGUUCUUCUUUCAACAAAAAGCUGAGAUUUGUGGUGAAAGUUUCAAAAUAUAUUUACCUUUGUCUUAACUUUAUUUAAAUUGCCAAUUACCUCAAGUGUUAAGUACGGAAAUGUCCAGUUAUUUUUGUGUUUACUGAUCGUUGUGUAUUUUCUUUUCUAUAUCAAAUAUUGUAAAUUGCCAUUUAAUAAGAAUAUUUGACUUCAGGAAAAAAAAAGUAGACAUUGUUCGUAUUGAUUUAUUUCGUUUUGUAUGUCUGGUUGGAUAUUUUUCUAUUCAUGCACAGUUAAAGCAACAUGCACAUUGAGAAACCAUGUUUACAGUUGCUCACAGUAUCUGUUUGCUUGUUUUUUUAUUUCUUCUGAUGGGCCUCCUCAUUUCAAGUUGCCAUUGGAGUUACUGGUGGUGUUCAUUUUGGCCAUGGCCGGUAGCGUGUUUCAUUUGGAGAGAUCCAGGGUGAAUUACACCAUCUGAUGCCACAGGGCAUUUGUACUGCUGUGAUCCUGUGAAGCCAUGACUUGAUUCUCAAUUUCAUUAAUAAAGAGC